Durusdinium trenchii is the source of this 1984-nucleotide messenger RNA. The record is from the annotation of a GenBank genome assembly. Lineage: Eukaryota; Dinophyceae; Suessiales; Symbiodiniaceae.
CUCACACGCAUAUUACUGUAAAAUAAUAUGCCCGUAUUGGCAUGAGCUGGAAUGGGCGAUGGCAACCUCCCUUUGCAUUCUUGGCUGCUCUUGCGCUGUACUUGCAGACUGCAUAUGGGCAAUCUGAAGCUGAUUGCAGUGGCCCUGGACCAAGGGCUGAUGGAUGCGCACCGGAAGAGGAGGUGAUCCAGUGUAGCAGAAACGGCGAGCACUGCUAUAUCUAUGAUGCCUUGUAUGCCUUUUGUGAGCCCCAUGCAAACUUCUUCGAAAGCCCAUUUGGGGUGCAAGGUGCCCAAGGCCCUAUGGAAUGCACCACAACUACAACUGGAACUCACACAACUACAAGCAUCAAGACGAGAACUGUGACUUUUUACACAACGACCCGUGGGCUGGCAAUUGAGUGUAGAGAUCUUUGCUACGAGAACACACAUCUUUGGAUUGAAAAGUGCGGAUGGCCUGGCUGCGCUUCGUGUGGAGAAUGUGCCUCCAUUCUGCUUCCAAGCACAGAGCCAGAAACCACGUCUGCUGCAGAUGGAAUGUUUACGUUUAGGCCAAUUCAAAGGAAUACUACAUUACCACCUACGACUUCUGCAGCAUCUGGUGGCCAAUCAGGUGGAUCAGGAUCUGGUGGGGGCAGCGCACCAGUCUUUGAUGGAUCGGACGGAUCUUUGGAAGAAGCUGCACAGAGCGACCAGACGACAGUUCAGAUAGCGUCAACAACUUCGGCUCAGCUUCAGUCCAAGGCUUGUUUACAACUGUGUUACGACGCGAUCAAUUACAUACCUUGGAGCCAGCUGUGCAAUUGGGCAACGUGUGUGCUAUGUCCAGAAUGUUCUGGCACAAGUGUGACUGCAACAUCCACUACGGUUCCUCUUGCAGUCACUGCCACAGUCUCCACAACACUAGUUUCAGUGACAAGUGCUAUGACCACAAGCAGUACAACUGCAACACGAUCUAUCACGACCUCCACCACAUUUACUAUCACUUCAACCGACACCAUCACGACGACAAUACCCCUGAGGGCUUGCGAACCUCCGAACCCACUGCUUGCUGGCAUCAUGGCCAAUGAGGAGUGCAAGGGAAACCUAAGUACCAGCAGUCAGAGAGACACCCUUUGUUUGGCCAGGCUAGCUGAACAUCCUUGUCUCUACACUGGUGACCUGGUUCUGACAUGUCCAAGGGGCAACACCGUGAAACGCGAAUCCGUGCUUGCGAACGGUGAUUAUCAAACCAAGUGCAGAAUUUGUGGCUGGGGAGGGACAGAAUGGCAAGAUGUAGAUACGGUUGCAGGGAACAUGACAGUGAGUCUCGAAUUCGGCGCGAAUGCGCUACUUGGCGUCAUCAACGAGACAGUUAUUUUUGGGUAUGGCAUUUUCUUGGCAGACAACUGCAGCAGGCCCAUAAAGCGUGAUCCUGUGGGAUAUGUAGAGAAGAUGGAUGAUCAUCCAUUUGAUGAGAAUUGCUGCAACUCGACGAAGUAUAGCACAACUGUCACGUUCUCUGUUCCUCCAGACCUUUACAGCGUCAGGUUGAUGGUACGCCCAAACACCACAUUGGGCUUCUUACCAGUGGGCGAAGUUACUACUGAGAUUUGGGAUGCAAACCAGACGAAAGCAAGUCUUUCCAGCGCCAACAGGCAAGCUGGGAUGCUCCUGAGCCUCUUGGUACUCUUGACAUGGCGCACUUUCCUAGAGCCGCCCAUACUUCCAAAUGCCAACAGGUCAUGACCAACACUUUGUUGAGAACGUCGCAGUCGUUUCCAUGUAUACAGAUGUUUUCCUUUCUUGCAAAUUCUACAAAGCUGCAUUUAAGAUGCCGCUUGCCGCCAAACCACACAGAGUUUGUGCAUGCCUUUUUUGGCAGUUCCCGAAUGGGACCUCGCAAAAUUCAAAUCAAGUGUCAGGCUGUACCCUGCACUACACAUACGUGCAUGUUCAUCGGAUAGUGAGUGGGAGCUCUUGGAAUGAGUGUUUUCUGUCAGACC